This is a messenger RNA of Cylicostephanus goldi, 1124 nucleotides long. The record is from the annotation of a GenBank genome assembly. Lineage: Eukaryota; Metazoa; Nematoda; Chromadorea; Rhabditida; Strongylidae.
AUGUGCACACGUCAUAAUGGCCGACUGACUGUCACCAUGCCUAUGGGUAAUUCGCAAUCUGCUAACAUUCACAUUCGGGUAUGGUACACGAGGGAUGCAAAGUAUUAUUCGCCUGAAUUUAACGAAUCCAUGUUAAAAACUAAUAAGAACUGUGCUUUUGUUGGAGGGAUUCCCCGCACUAUGACUGCAAAGCAGCUUGCGGAAUACAUGUCUAUCACUUACGGCGACGUACUCUUCGCGCGGAUUGAGGUAGAACUGGAGACAGAUUACCCCAAAGGCGCCGGUUGUGUAAUGUUCCGCUACCGUGAGGCAUUCGUAACUGCAGUUGCCAGUCGCUUCGUCUCUCUGAAUUUUGGAGACCAUAUAAAGCAGGUGGAAAUCCAACCCUAUCUUAUGCGACCUGUCGAAUGCGAAAUUUGCCAGGCGGUGAAGACGAGGAAUUUUUGCCCUAAGUUUCGAUGUCUGAAAUUCAUGUGUGAGCUAUGCUGGAGACAGGCCCAUGUAGGUCUGCCAGAUCACUAUCCCCUGAUGCGUUCACCUCCGCUUCGCCUGCGCGGUCUCACCGCAAAUGUCGACGACCAUAAAACGGAACACUACGCCAAUGAUGGCGCGCCGCACAGGUCCACUUCUAUGCUUCAUUAUGAGGGUGCAUAUAACACUCAUAAUCUGUGCAAUGUUGUGAACUCUAUUCAGUUCCCUCCAGUGUCCCUCUUCGAAGUAGAAAGCCAUCUGUCUUACGUCGUUAUCGAGGACGUGAGCCAAGAAAUGGCAGCUUCAGUGACCAGCGCAAUCACUGGAGAAGAGGAUCUCUCUCCUACGGCAAUAGUAUUAACAGAUCCAGGAGCGCAUUUACCAACCCUUCAUACUACAGUAACUUUAAUAACAGUGGUUAUCUCUUCAAUGACUAUAAUCAUAGUGAUACGAAUGAGAACGCCAGCACACUUCACUUCUCGUCUAAUCCUGGAGAAAACCAAUGGUCCGAACACGCAUCGAGAAUUUCUACCAGUCCUAGUGCAAGUGAGUUUAUUACUUGACGGAAGGGUGGGGGAGGUAAAAUUGCAAUGUGACACAGUAGCGGAACUACUCAAAGACAGCGUUCCCCUCAAACUGGGGUGUACUUAGAU